GUCAUAAGACUUUGCGUACGUCACAUAUCACGGGAUCUAUUGUUGCUUUCUUUAUAAACACCAUUAACGCUCGUUGCGAUUCAACUGUUGUUUAUUUCCGCCCGGUGAAACAGUUCAACGAGUACAAGGAACGCUCUCAGCAGACAAAACACAGAAUGUGGCGACUAGCCUUCCUGUGCGUGAUCUCCACCCUCUCGGUUAGCUGGGCUCGACCGCGGCUCGCUCCUCUCUCCCAUGAGAUGGUCAAUUUCAUCAAUAAAGCAAACACCACUUGGAUGGCUGGACGAAACUUCCCUAAUGUUGACUACAGCUAUGUAAAGAGGCUCUGUGGGACUUUUCUGAAAGGACCCAAACUCCCUGUCAUGGAGCAGUAUGCUGAUAACCUCAAGCUCCCUGCUAACUUUGAUGCUAGAGAACAGUGGCCCAACUGCCCCACUACUAAAGAGAUCAGAGACCAGGGCUCUUGUGGUUCAUGCUGGGCUUUUGGUGCUGCUGAAGCAAUCUCGGACCGGGUGUGUAUCCAUAGCAAUGCCAAAGUGAGUGUUGAGAUCUCCUCUCAAGACCUGCUUACCUGCUGUGACAGCUGUGGUGAUGGAUGUAAUGGUGGCUACCCAUCUGCGGCCUGGGACUUCUGGAAUAAAGAAGGCUUGGUGACUGGUGGACUCUACAACUCUCACAUUGGCUGUCGCCCAUACACUAUUGAGCCCUGUGAGCAUCAUGUGAAUGGCAGUCGCCUGCCCUGUACUGGAGAGGGUGGAGACACACCCAACUGUGAGAUGUCAUGUGAACCUGGCUACAGCCCCCCUUACAAGCAGGACAAGCACUUUGGAAAGACUUCCUAUAGUGUCCCAUCUAACCAGAAUGAGAUUAUGAAUGAGCUGUACAAGAAUGGCCCAGUAGAGGGAGCUUUCACGGUUUAUGAGGACUUCUUACUGUACAAGUCUGGUGUAUAUCAGCAUGUGAGUGGAUCUGCAGUAGGUGGCCAUGCUAUUAAAAUCCUGGGUUGGGGAGAGGAGAAUGGCACCCCCUACUGGCUAGCUGCUAAUUCCUGGAACACUGACUGGGGUGAAAAUGGUUUUUUUAAGAUUCUCAGAGGUGAGGACCACUGUGGCAUUGAAUCGGAAAUUGUGGCUGGAAUACCCAUGUAAUUUCUUCACAAAUCGGGGAGAAGAGACAUGGAGAAAUGAGUGCCAUGUUCAAAGUGAAUACAUCAGAUGUUUAAGAGGACUGCCAUCCUAUGGCCAUGAUACAUUGACAAAGUAUUGUGAAUUCAUUGACCAUUUGAGUUUGAUUAACUUAAGACUAUCUUACAAAAAUUAUCAUGUACCUUUUUUUUUAAAUGGUUUUUGAAUUUGAGAGACUAUAUGCACAACUACUGAAUCUGUCACUCUAGUGCAAGUCUUCAUUCUAGUUUUAAACUACAGUCAUCAUUUUAGCACUCUUUAAGACACUUUAUGUAAUUUUCAUUAAGAUUUGUUCAAUGGUUUUAAAACUUUUUUUUUUUUUUUUUAUUGAAUUUGAAUGCCUUUUUGUCUCAGAUGUAAUAAUGGUAUGUAACAUUUAAUAAUAAAUGUAUAUAAG
Messenger RNA from Xyrauchen texanus (razorback sucker), 1581 nucleotides. RefSeq names its product cathepsin B-like. Gene Ontology annotation, molecular function: cysteine-type endopeptidase activity. Gene Ontology annotation, cellular component: lysosome. NCBI's taxonomy places the organism in Eukaryota, Metazoa, Chordata, Actinopteri, Cypriniformes, Catostomidae. The transcript is spliced from 10 exons. The record is from RefSeq and is a predicted model, not a curated record. The coding region runs from base 156 to 1148 and encodes 330 amino acids. Gene Ontology annotation, biological process: regulation of catalytic activity.